Messenger RNA from Aedes albopictus (Asian tiger mosquito), 3280 nucleotides. Its product is annotated as homeobox protein goosecoid-like. Lineage: Eukaryota; Metazoa; Arthropoda; Insecta; Diptera; Culicidae. Gene Ontology annotation, biological process: neuron differentiation; central nervous system development; regulation of transcription by RNA polymerase II. The transcript has 4 exons. The coding region runs from base 1488 to 3089 and encodes 533 amino acids. Gene Ontology annotation, molecular function: RNA polymerase II cis-regulatory region sequence-specific DNA binding; DNA-binding transcription factor activity, RNA polymerase II-specific. Gene Ontology annotation, cellular component: nucleus. The record is from RefSeq and is a predicted model, not a curated record.
GGGAAGACCAACCGACGACGAGAGCGCGGUUGGUAAAAACGGCAAAAGGCACACGAUUACACAUUUUUGCAUAACCUCAUCAACUUCCGCUCUGCUUGGUGGCAGGCAGUAAUAAGCCUCCGAGGGUUGGUUGGUGAGGGGGUUCAGAAGGAUAAGGGGAAGAACUAUUAUCAUCCCUCGUUAUCGUUUCGGCGGACGACGUCGAAAGGGAACCUGAUGCUGGUCCGCCUGAAUGGCUGCUAUUCAGUCGGUUCUGGUCCGGUCAACGCGUUGCACAUACUUUCAGGAGCACUGGUCGCUACAUUCGGGCUGAUCAUAGAAGCAGUUUGUGACGGUAGAGAGCGCCUCUAGCCGAAAAGGUCGGGAUGCUGUUGGAAUUUCUUUUUCAUUAGUGCUAUAUCUUGUGGUCCCUCCACAUUUGCCAUUGUGUUUAGACGAGUGAGUGUAUGUCGGGUUGCCCUGGAUGACCAUUAUUGCUACUUUUCCGGUCAUUUUGCGCUAGGUUGUGUCGUGUUUCGGCAUCGCCGCCUUUGUGGAGCUGAAGUAGGCCGAGAAGAACGCACCGAAGCGUUACUAUGAGGAUUAUGUUUCCCGCAGAGUGCUUGGAUUGACUGAGGCCCCAUCAGACGACAAGUGUUUUACCGUUCCGACGACGAAUAUGACGAUCUCAUUUGGGCGUCGAGGAUAGUCUAGUGUGGCAUGUAGAACGUGCCUGCCGGAACGAAAAGUGGCUGGUUUUCAGUUGAUGGGCUUCCUCUUGUUUGGUCGUCCGUCGGUCCAUGAAAGUAAUGAUGACAGAAUUGCAGAACUACCAAGAGUGCAACUGUUGACGCAGAGGUAGUUAAUCAUUCCGAAUUGAAAUGCCGUCCGGGGAUGUUUAUUGGGAGUGCUAAUUGAAGACAACUCGGAAAGACCUGUAUCAGGUAGAAUUUCAGUGCUAUUGACAAAAGUUGCAAAGCUGAUGAGUUGCUAUACUGUCUGAAUAUGUGUCGAUGAGAUGUGAUAUGCACCGAUUGUGCUGUACACGUGAUGCCCCUCAACGAAAAGUUGCUAAUUAAGUGAUUGUGGCAAGCGAAUAAUUGGAUUUUAGUGAGAUUGCCUUUUUGUGGCGCUACUGAAGUGCUGCUUCAUAGGAUGAAAAACCGCGAUUUGGAUUGAAUGGAUUAACCACCCUAGUGAAGCAUCGUAACAAAAAAGGAUCAGAAUGUCUUCGCUUCAUUGAACGACUAAAUCCGGAGAAGAAAAAAAAAAGAAGAAAAGUUUCCAUCCCAUUAGUGUAAAUUCUCAAAUGAAGUUGACCCUCAUCAUCGGGUAGGACGAGAAGGAUUCAACGUCUUUCGGGUCCGGUCCGGAUUGUGGGUGGCCGCGAGAGAAGGGGUUGCGAAUAGUUUUGCCCCCCAUUAUAAUUAAGUUGUCCAGCUCUCCAUAGAUAGGAAGGAGUGUGCGUCGUCUUCAUUAUCGGAAAGUUGGCGAGUAGUAAAUUAGCAAUGAUUCACCACCAACCGGCGAAAUACCACACGAAUCCUUUGACACAUUUUCUCAACUUACACAACUCGCAUGCCACGGCGGCAGCGGCGGCGGCCGCUGCAGCUGCUGCAGCCGCCGCCCUGGACCAACACCACCACCACCACCACCAUCAUCAAAAGCAUGGAUUGGAAGAUCUGAAUCUACUCAAUAAUAACAUCCUUGCAAGUGAUGACGAAUGCAAUAAGCAUCCCAAUUUGGUGGGCGGCGGAGGUGGGAAUAGUCUGGAUAUCGAGAAUACCGAUACCAACCAGAGCAGCGAUGCGGAAAAUAACAACAUCGACAUCAUUGACGACGAUGACGACGACCAAGACGCGGACGUUGACGACGGAUGCGACGAGGAGAACCUAGAUGCCUCCAGAAGCGACAAUCACACUCCGAGCAGCACGACACCGCUCGAUGCCGACGAGAUUGGAAAGUCCUUCACGAUAGCGGCCAUCCUCGGCCUGAAGAAGAAACAGGAAGCCGACGGUCAUGGUGCCUUCAGCGACGUCAUGAACCUAUCGCUGAACAACCACAGCGACACAGCGUUGGCAUUCCAGCUUCGAAUCUCGAAAGAUUCCGACCCGCUAACGGACGCCGUCGCUUCCGGUCUAGAGCCCGUCCAAUCCCAUAUCGGCCAUCACAUAUCGCAAUCCUCGCCAAGCCUAACCGCUCUGCAAACACUCCACCACAUUCAUGGAAGUGCCGCCGGUGGCUUCGCCGCACAUCAAUUUCACCACCCAUCCGGAGGGGGUGGUGGUGGCGGUGGCGGCGUCACCGUUGGCACACCCAACGCAUCCGUCCAUCUCCACCACCAACAGGCGCUAGCUUCGGGACAUCAUCUGACGACGCCAUCGCAGCCCGGAUCGUCGUCGCAUCAUUUGGCCAAUCACCAUUCCCACCCACCACAGCACCAGCAUCAACAUCAUCAGCAGCAUCCGCAUCAGCAACACCACCCGCAUUCACACCACCACCAUCAUCAUCAUCAUCUGGCAAUGGCGGCAGCGGCGGCGGCACACCAUCAUCACGCGCAGAAUCAUAAUCGGGACAAGUUUAAAGAUUUGGCCAAAAAGUCCUCCCUAUCGGCAUCGGCAGCCCUAAAGAGCAAACGUGUCCGCACUAUCUUCACGCCGGAGCAACUGGAACGUCUGGAGGCCGAAUUUGAACGUCAACAGUACAUGGUAGGCCCGGAGCGCCUGUACCUGGCCCAUACUCUUCAACUGACUGAAGCACAGGUCAAGGUCUGGUUCCAGAACCGACGGAUUAAGUGGCGCAAACACCACCUGGAAAUCACCCAGCAACGGCUGGCUCUGAUACGACAGCGGCAGAUCGCCAGCGGGGUCGUCCCGUCGCAACUCACGGGAGACUCCGGCACUUCACCUCCCUCCCCAUCAUCGGCCACCAGUCAGCACCACCACCAUCCGCACCAACAUCUCGCCGGAGGAACGCAACCAGUAGUGCCGACGAUGAGCGGCGGCCGCAUGCUGCAUGGUUCGGCCAGUGGUAACGGUGCCGAAUCACCGGAACUUACCAUCUGUACGGAUUCGCUGGACGCCCGGAGUAUCAGCGAAAGCGAUGAGUAAGAAUCGUGGGCGACGGUAAAAAAAAAAACACAUUGUAAUUUGAUACAGGGACUCUCGAGAUUCGUUAGAUUGCUUAGAAUUGAAACGAAGUUUGGUUUACGUUCGCGGUAGAUUACGAAGGAUGGCGUGUCCACGUACUUUGAGGUAAUUUUAUUGAUUUCUUUAUUUUAUUUACUUUGAUAGAAAGAUAC